AUGCUCUCCUCCGAUCCGGACUCUGCGGACUCAGCGGAGGACACGGCGGCCAGUGCUCCCAAUGAUGCUGAGGGAGAGGAGCAGGAGGAGGAGGAGGAGGACUCGCCAGUUGAGAGUGAUGUCCUGGAGGAGCAGUGUCCAGUGAAGCAGUCCCUGGGUGCUUGCAUCUGCCAGGAGUCCCAUUGGCGCUGCCUGCUGCUCUCUCUGCUCAUGUACAGCUGCCUGGGCGCGGUGGCCUGGUGUCAGCUGACCCGGGUCACCAAAAUCAGCUUCAACUCCGCCCUAACCUCCUCCUUCACGGCCUCUUUCACCUCCUCCCUGCGUGGGGCCUCUGGGUCGGGCGUUCGAGGACAGUCAAUGAUCUACCACGACAGCCCUUGCUCUGACGGCUACAUCUACAUCCCUCUGGCCUUCCUGCUCGUACUCUACGUCUUAUACAUGGUGGAGUGCUGGCACUGCAGAGCCAGGAGCGAGCUACAGAACAAAGCAGACGUGGACAAUGUGUAUGAGCGUGCACUGCGGAUGAGACAGGCCCAACCUUGCAUAUGGUGGAAGGCUAUCAGCUACCACUUUGUGCGACGGACUCGACAAGUCACUCGAUACCGUAACGGGGAUGCGUACACCACCACUCAGGUGUACCAUGAGAGAGUGAACACCCACGUGGCUGAGGGUGAGUUUGACUACAGCCACUGUGGGAUGAAAGAUGUAUCGCAUGACCUCAUAGGCUUGGAGGGACACCCGGCAACUCGCCUGCGCUUCACCAAAUGCUUCAGCUUCACAGAGGCCGGUCCAGAAAAUGAUUACCUCAACCAGAGAGCCAGGUUCUUCUCUGAAAUCGAGGGUUUGGACGAUUACAUGGAGGCCAGGGAGGGGAUGCAGCUGAAGAAUGUGGACUUCAGAGAAAACCUAAUAGCCUAUAUAGAUCCAGACAGGAUGCCUUGGUACACUUCCCAAGUUGCCUUCUGGCCGGCAGCUCUGCUGAUGUUGUCCUGGCCUCUGAGAGUGCUGAUAGAGUACCGCACUGCUUAUGUGCACUACCGCAUAGAGAAACUAUUUGGGUUAGAGUACAGACCCUCUCCUCUAGAUGAAGACAGGCCUUUGGGGAAUAAUACUGGUUGUGUUAUUCCAAGAGUAAACACACUGGACAGCACUGAGAUGGAGUGGCACAUACGCUGUAACCGCCAGGUGAUUCCCAGCUACUCAGAGGCCAUGCUGAUAAACUUGAGCACAGCAGACUCAUUACAAGACACCUCGUCCUCAAACUGCUUCCUUCUGGACAGCAGCCAGACUGCUCAGAGUUACGGCGCUCUGCAAAGCCAGGAGGACUGUGAGCAAUGCAGGGAGCCCAACGGGCGAUGUGAUGGAGGAGGCAGGAGGAGGACCAUCACCAGCUCCAGCUGCUCCUCCAUCUUCUCCUGCCGCGGAGCGCUGCUCCGCUCGCACCUCUCCUCGGACACGUCUCGAUUCUCUCUGUGCCGCAUGUACGGCUCCCAUCGCACCGUGUCUCUGUGGAGGAGCCACAGCAGCAACCUGACUGACCCCUGCUGCAUUGAGGAGCAAUGCUGCCAGUCCGACUCCAGCCGGCUGGCGCUCAGCGACAGUCCACCGACUUAUAGGGACGCCCGGUUCUUCCCGGUUCUCAUUGUGCAUCGGUCUGAGGGCUGUGGCAGCGAGGACGGGAGGGAAGUGAGGCGAUACUACAUACGCAGAGGGUCGUCCUGUGUGGAGACGGAUCUGUGA
This is a messenger RNA of Cyclopterus lumpus (lumpfish), 1740 nucleotides long. RefSeq names its product transmembrane protein 151B. Bases 1 to 1740 code for a protein of 579 amino acids. Lineage: Eukaryota; Metazoa; Chordata; Actinopteri; Perciformes; Cyclopteridae. The record is from RefSeq and is a predicted model, not a curated record. The transcript has 2 exons.